Parastagonospora nodorum SN15 is the source of this 945-nucleotide messenger RNA. RefSeq lists its product as hypothetical. Lineage: Eukaryota; Fungi; Ascomycota; Dothideomycetes; Pleosporales; Phaeosphaeriaceae. The transcript is spliced from 4 exons. The record is from RefSeq and is a predicted model, not a curated record. Bases 1 to 945 code for a protein of 314 amino acids.
AUGAAUUUCUCCUCAGGUGACCUAGCAAUCUGCCCAACCUGCGGCACCCAAUUCGACGUCCCCCUCACCUCACCACCCUCCACCUGCCGCAUCUGCGAUGACCCACGCCAAUACGUCCCCGCCCACGGCCAAACCUGGACCAGCCUGAACCAAGAACUCCCCCUUCAGAAAAACACGUUCGAAACCGACCCCCACGACUCCCGCAUCCACUACAUCACCACCAAGCCGCUCACCGACGCCGAACUGCCCGCCAGCCUCGCCAGCAGUACGACUACGCGCAAGCAGCUGGGCAUCGGGCAGCGCGCCAUUUUACUGCAGACGGCCCGGGGGAACGUGCUCUGGGACCUGGUUGCGUUCAUUGACCAAGCAACUGUGGAUUUUGUGAAGUCGAAGGGUGGAUUGAAGGCGAUUGUCAUUAGCCAUCCGCAUUUUUACACGACGCAUCUUGAGUGGGCGCGAGUCUUUGGGUGUUCGGUGUAUGUUUGUAGGGAUGAUGGGGAGUGGUUGAAUCGCGAGGAUGAGGGAGGGGUGAGGAAGGCGUUUAAGGGGGUUGAGGAGAUUGAAGAGGUAGGAGGUGAAGUCAAGGUGAUUCAGUGCGGUGGUCAUUUUGAUGGGAGUGCGGUGUUGCUGUGGGAGAAGAAGUUGUUUAUUGCGGAUACGUUCAUGAGUGUGCCCUCUGGGUUCUAUCACAAGGAUCGCCUUCCGGGUACUGUGAGCUACUCGUUCCAAUGGUCAUAUCCGAACCUAAUUCCCCUUCCACCGGCCAAGGUACAUGGCAUAUGGAAGGCCAUCAAGCCUUUUGACUUUGACACAACUUUUGGUGGCUUUCCAGGUCAAAACGUAACACGACCAGACCUCAAGAAGCAGGUUCUGGAAAGUAUGAAGAUUUUCCUGAGAGUUGGUGGCCAUGAGAAGGCAGCCGUGUACGAAGAGACACUAGAAUAG